This is a messenger RNA of Mesitornis unicolor (brown roatelo), 229 nucleotides long. RefSeq names its product protein FAM19A5-like. Gene Ontology annotation, biological process: G protein-coupled receptor signaling pathway. Gene Ontology annotation, molecular function: receptor ligand activity; G protein-coupled receptor binding. The annotation marks the transcript as partial. The transcript is spliced from 2 exons. The record is from RefSeq and is a predicted model, not a curated record. NCBI's taxonomy places the organism in Eukaryota, Metazoa, Chordata, Aves, Mesitornithiformes, Mesitornithidae.
CACGAAUUAUCAAGACAAAACAGUGGUGUGAAAUGCUUCCAUGUUUAGAAGGAGAAGGAUGUGAUUUGCUAAUCAAUAAAUCAGGCUGGACCUGUACACAACCAGGAGGACGGAUAAAGACAACCACGGCUUUUCCUGCUAAUAUUGGUUUGUAUCUUGAAGAUACUCGGCAGUAUGUCUUGCGUUAUCAUAGCAGUGCUAGAUCAUAUGACAGGGAUAUCACUGUUUG